UUUUUUUGUAGUAUUAUACUGUAGUAUUGACAUGAUCCAGAGGACAAAUUCAGGCAAAAACCAGUGCUAUAGAAUUAUAUUUCAAGCACAUAUUAAUUGGAAGAAAGUAAGUAGCAAGUGUCACAGUUGGUUUGUUCAGGUGACUUUCUAGCUGUCUUUGGGAUGGUCAGCAAUGAAGACAGUACUUUCCCCAUGCCUCUUCAUAAACUUUUUUCAGUGAGAAGAGAGGACUUUGGGGAACUUCAAAGCACUUCCAGGACAGUAGUGCAUAAAUGUUAACCAGGUAUUUCUGAAAACUUUCAGGAGUACUGACAGUUCCUGGGGUGGGUGUACUAUUAUAUUAGAUGCUCCACUUUUGUCUCUCCGCUAUUUGCUCUCUAAAAAAAACACUCUUCAGUAGAUUAUGUCAGUGUUUUGGCCAGGACUUGAUGUGUUCCUAACUACUAAUGGUGUUCUCUGCAGGUUCUGGCUUUUUAGUGUUUCAAAUGGCAAAGGCAAUUCAAAAUGCUGCCCUGGUGAGUGGCAGCUUUUUUAUUUUUUCCCCUUUUAAAAAUUGUUCAUUCUAACCUCCUGCUUAGUGUUUACCUUUGUAACAAUUAAACUUUUGUUGUUGUUGAAAGUGAAUGCCAUUUUGCCUUGCUUAGGCUGCAGCUAGGUGUAUAGAACAGAUUUUUUGGUGUCAGGAUUUUUAUGCAUCCAGGCUCUGCACAUUUUAAUGCUUCUAUUGCUGAAAUGUAUUUGGGACAGUGAAUUUUUUCCCAUCCCUGCCUAUGCAAUGUGUUACUGUGGCCUAAUCUCACUACAGCUUGUGAGAACUUUUUAUUAUAUAUAUAUUAUAUAUAAAUUGCUACCACUAACCAAGCCACUGUGCUUUUAGCAAAGUUUUUCUGUAAUUGUCUUUUCAUCAAUUACGUGAUCUAGAACAACAGAGCAUUACUGUCUAACACUGUCAAUAGAAGAGUCAACUUUUAUCCUGGUGUUAAUCUGCAGAACUUGUGUAGGGAAAUUUGGUCUUUUGGUGUAUUUUGUGUAUAUUUUGGUGGUUUUGGUGUAUGCUCUGGGGCUCUGGAUAACCCAAAAACUUUUCUGUAGACUGCAGAAGGAUCAGCAUUAACUGAUUGCUAAGGUGCCCCUGUCCCUUAGAAUGUGCAAUCUAUUUUGAUAUGUACAAGAUGAUGGUGUCUUCUGAAUUUGCUUCUAUUUUACUGGUUAGCUUUCUGGAGUGCCUCUUUCUAAAUCAAACAGUUCCAUCAUGUCUGAAAAUGAACUGUGUUUUUCUUACUGCUCUUCCCUCUGCCAGUACUUAAAUCUUGGGCUAGAGACUGGAACCUAGCAAAAGCAGAUACUGAAGCAUGUGUGUGGAUAACUAGUGGUGUGAUGUAUGAAACAGGCUCAUCAUCAUCUCCAGAGAUGUCUCUCUUCCCUGCAGCAGGACUUAACAAAAGGAGGAUAGAAAUGGAUGAGACAGUGUAUUAGAAAGACAUGGACAGGAAGAAAGAGAAGAAAAUUUCCUGAGCCAUCUUCAAGAAAAGAAGACCUGGAGAAGAAAGUUCUGCCAGGACAUGUGACAUGCCAGGAACUAUGCGAUAUCCUAUCCUACAUCUGGUGCCUGGUGUGGACUGGGGCAGGACCACAGAGGAUUCAGCUGCAUAGCUCUGUGUACAGCUCCCCUGAGACCAGGCUGAUUCUGCUGGGAGGACUUCAGAAAGAGGUGUGAAGAAAACCACUGCCUGCAAGGCCCCUGGUGUUGUAAGUGCUUUUUGCACACAGGCUGGUGCAGACAGCCAAGUGCUGCAUCUCUGCUUUGGAGGACUGGGGUGUAAAUUAGCUCCAGUUCAGCUUCUGCAUUGGUGCAGCUUCCAUUUGGAAAUCUCCAGAGUCUGCCCUGUGACUCUGAGACCUCAGCUGGAUGCUUUUCUACUCCUUCUCAUCUUACCUCAACACCUCAAGACAUCUCUUUCAAAAUCAUUUGUCAUUUGAGCUCUGCUGUGUGACAGAUGCAGGGGCUUUAAUCCAGGAUGAAUGAAUGCUACUAUGACAAGCGCAUGGACUUCUUUUAUAACAGGACAAAGACGGACACAGCGGAUGAGUGGACAGGACCACAGCUCAUUGGUGUUCUGUGCUUUGGGACGUUCUUCUGCCUCUUCAUUUUCAUUUCAAAUUCAUUGGUCAUAGCAGCUGUGGUGAAGAACAAGAGGUUUCAUUUUCCCUUUUACUAUCUUCUGGCCAACUUAGCAGCUGCAGACUUUUUUGCUGGAAUCGCCUAUGUCUUCUUGAUGUUCAACACGGGCCCGGUGUCUAAGACACUGACAGUUAACCGCUGGUUUCUGCGUCAGGGUCUCCUGGACACCAGCCUGACAGCGUCCCUGGUGAACCUGCUCGUCAUCGCUGUGGAGCGCCACAUGUCCAUCAUGCGGAUGAAGAUCCACAGUAAUCUCACCAAGAAGAGAGUCACCUUCUUAAUUACAUCAAUUUGGGCCAUUGCUAUUUUCAUGGGUGCUGUUCCGACGUUGGGUUGGAACUGUCUCUGUGACAUUACUGUCUGCUCAUCCCUGGCACCCAUUUACAGCAGAAGUUACCUGGUGUUCUGGAGCGUCUUAAACCUGGUUGUCUUCUUUAUUAUGGUGGUGGUUUACAUAAGAAUCUACAUGUACGUCCAGAGGAAAACCAACGUCUUGUCGUCACACACUAGUGGGUCCAUUAGCCGGAGGAGAACCCCUGUGAAGCUUAUGAAGACUGUCAUGACUGUCUUGGGUGCCUUUGUUGUCUGCUGGACCCCUGGCCUGGUCGUCUUACUGCUUGAUGGCCUGAACUGUACUGACUGUGGGAUUCAGAAUGUUAAAAGGUGGUUUCUUCUCCUGGCCCUGUUGAACUCUGUCAUGAAUCCAAUAAUUUAUUCAUACAAAGAUGAUGAGAUGUGGGCUACCAUGAAAAGGAUGAUUUGCUGCUCCUCUGAGGAUAAGAGCCAGGAGAGACGCUCAUCUCGGAUCCCCUCAACAGUUCUCUGCAGGAGCACGGAUAUCUCGGGCCACUACCUUGAAGAUGGCAUUAUUCAAGGGACAAUUUGUGGAAAAGGAGAUCUUGGUGACAAAGGAAACUCCUGAGCUAUGCAAGGGACUGACUUGGCUGGAAAAGCAGAGGGGGAAGGGAGAGGUUUUGUAAGAGGAGAUUGACUGGCAAAGCUAGUAAACAAUAUAUCCACUUUGUUCCAGAGCCUCAACUCCAGUGUUAACAAAAGUUCUUAUAAAUAAUUGCCUGAUGGAAAAACACUUUGUAAUGAAGAAAACUUUCUGUGCUGCCAUCCUUUUUGUCUUUCAAGUACAUGAAAUUGUUUCUUCAUGUGAAUGGAAUAAAUACCUCUCAGAGACUUCUUGUGCAUGGAAACAAAAUGUAAGCAAUAUGGAGAGACCCUCCUUAAGCUCCUGCAGAGAGAAGAAACCUGCCUGACUCUGCAGGUUUGGCAUUCAUUGAGUAUUUAUGCUUUGAUUAGUUUCUGUGCAUCUUGAGGAGGAUGACAGGCUUGGUUGGACAGAGUUGUGACCUGUUUUCUUGGUUUGUGAAGUUCAUGAAACAGUUCAUGCUUACCUCUUCUCUUCCUCCUUAUCUUGCUUUCAAAAUAAGGUAGUUUGAUAGUUUACUAAAACUAUGCCAGAAACCUGGCUGUGAUGAGAGACCCAGACCAGGCAUCAGUGUGUGUGGGUUUGUCUGACCAUGGAUUGUCAGGAUCUGAGAGUACAGAAAGCACAAAAGCCAUUAUUUCUUCCAUAGUGGGGUGAAUGCUUCCAGAAAAGACAAUGCACUCUCUGCUGCUGUUGUGUAGGCAGGCAUUGAGGGUGGAUUAACAGAAAAGCUCAUUUCUUCCUUCCCUAGAUAACAUCAAAUGGGUGUGCUCACUCCUCUUUACCUGCUAUGCCACUGAGAGAAAUGAGAUCCAAAGCUCUGGUUUACAAAGGAACUUUUAAGGGAAGUUUAAAUACCCAUUUGUCCAGGUUCAAUCAAGCUAUUUCAAAUAGAAAUUAAUUUAUGGGCAAAAAAAGCCUGAAAUCAAUUUAAGCCCCUACCAUAGUACAGUAUGCAUUGAUUGUUGGACCUUGUCUGGACCACAUUUCUCCUCCAAUUUGCAAACCGAUCUUACUGGAACAGGUACUUGAGGAAGAGCCCAUGGAACAGCGAGUGAUGGAGGGCUUUCAGCAUAGUGACUGAUCAAAUCUAGUGCUGGUGCAGCCACAGCCCAAACAGCUGCAGUUCUGGCUUAUGCACUAUGCUCUAACAAGAGAGUCCAGCAAUACAAAGCUCUAGGGUAAAGUUCUUAUUUUUAAAAUUUCAAAUUAAAAACUGGAUUGUAGAUUUCUCAGUAGUCUAAAAAGCUGGUUCGUGCUGUCUGGUUUCAAAGGCAGUGAACUCCCUGUUGCCAUUUUAACUUCAAGGGGAGUUUCCUGUGUUGUCUCCUAGAGAAAGUCUGAUCCCUGGUAUUAAGGCAAGUGACCACAGCCAGAGGUCACUUUGAAAAGUUUUGGAAGAUUUGGCCACUUGGAAUUACCAGAGAACAACACCAAGAGCCAACACCAAGGACAUAUUUUAUGAAGCUGAAAGAUAAAGCUGAGCUGCAGUUUGGCCAAAUUCUUCCUUUGGUGCCACUUGCAUGUGGAUAUCUGGACUGUGUUGGUCAAAACAGAACCAGCCCUUGGCUCAAAGGCUGAGCAAGGGGUUUGCACUGGGAGACUUAAUAGCAGCCCUUAGCAUAUCUUACAAGCACAACAAGGCCCUGUUCAGAGAGCUGUCCUGUAACAUGCAUUAUCUUGUAGGGAUGUGGCCCAGUAUUCAAGGUAGAUGGUGUAUUUGAGUAAUGCUAAAAAUGUUUACACGUUUUUUGCUAUUAUAAUGCAAUUUUUUUGUGCAAAUACUACUUCACUGCUUUGGUGUUCUGAAAAGCGUGUAAAGUGGUGCUUUGUAGGGGCAGUGGUGUGGUGGGUUGAGCCUGGCUGGAGACCAGGUGUCCACCAAAGCUGCUCCAUCACUUCUCUCCUCAGCUGGACAGGGGAGAGAAAAUAAAACAAAAGGCUCAUGGGUCAAGAUACGGACAAGGAGAGAUUGAUCACCAAUUCUAGACUUGACUUGGAGAAAAAUUAAGUUAUUACCAAUCACAUCAGGGUAGCAUAAUGGGAAAUAAACCCAGAUCUUAAUACUUUCCUCUCAUCCUCCGUUUUUCCUGGGCUUAGCUUUAUUCCUAAUUUUCUCUAUCUCCAUUCCGUAGUGGUGCCAGGGGGACAGGGAAUGUGAUUGGUUCAUCAGUCAUUGCCACUCCUUCCUCAUAGUGAGGUUUCCUCACACUCUUCCCUCUCCUUUGUGGGGUCCCUCCCACAGGAGACAGUUCUCAAAUUUCUCCAACAGCAUGGGUCUCCCAUGGAGUCACUCGCCAGCAAACCUGCUCCAGCAUGGGCUUUCCAUGUGCUCACAGCCUCCUUUGGGCAUUUGUCUUCUCCAGUCUGGGAUCCUCCACAGGCUGCAGGUAGAUCUUUGCUCCACCAUGGGCCUCCACUGGCUGCAGGGGAAGCUCAGCUCUGGCGCCUGGAGCACCUGCUGCCCACCUUGGUGUUGUCACAGUUAUUUCUCUCACACAUUCUCACUCUCCUCUUCUGCUGCAGUCACACAGGUUUUGUUUCAUCCGUCUUAAGUACCUUGUCCCAGGUCCCUGCCACUGUUGCUGAUGGACUCACUUUUGGACAGGGGUGGGUCUGUCCUGGAGCCAGCUGGCAUUGGCUCUGUCAGACAUAGGGAAGUCUCUGGUGUCUUCUCACAAAAUCCACCCCUGUACCCCCUGCCCCAUGCUGCUACGAAAACCUUGCCCUGCAAACCUGCCCGUGGUUGCCUUGCAAAGGCACAGCAUGCAAGCACCCCUGUCCCCACUGCUACUGCAGCACACAGUUUGUCUGAACUAGGCUGGAGCUCUGUAUACAAACCUAAUAGAAAAUAAAAUGGUACUUCAAAAUGAAA
Molecule: messenger RNA, 5994 nt
Organism: Parus major (Great Tit)
Lineage: Eukaryota; Metazoa; Chordata; Aves; Passeriformes; Paridae
Gene: LPAR3
Product: lysophosphatidic acid receptor 3
Exons: 5
Coding region: 2019-3104 (361 amino acids)
Biological process (GO): G protein-coupled receptor signaling pathway
Cellular component (GO): membrane
Molecular function (GO): lysophosphatidic acid receptor activity
Source: RefSeq, a predicted model, not a curated record